AUGUCGCGAGGGUCCAGGAUGCAGUCCUGCAGCCAUCUUCUCUUUGCUCUGGUGUCCAUCGGCCUGCUGCUUGGCGCCGCCCACGGAUUCAGACUCCAGCAGCGUCCUGCUCAGCGUUUAGACCGGCCCGUGUCCGGGUCUCCCAAGGCUCCCUGGCUCCACCCAGGACUGCUGAAACCGGGACACGAGCCGACGGCCAAGCUCGUCCAAUGGGACGAGACGAUCAGGAUGGCCAACGAUGUCAUGGAGCCCAAGAGGAGGAGGGGUUUCCCCGGCAACAACGCGCCGCUGGACCGGCUGGGAAUCAGCUCCAUGGAGACCAGACGGGUUUCAGCCAGGCAGAGCAAGGCGGAGGUGUUGCCACGGCAACGAUUCAAACCACCCCGGAUCGACAGGAUUGGAAAGAGCGGGCUACCGAAAGGCAGAUAGGCCACGCCUCUCCGUUGUGAAGCCACGCCCCCUUCGACAGGACCCUCUCAA
Messenger RNA from Cololabis saira (Pacific saury), 480 nucleotides. RefSeq names its product osteocrin (gene ostn). Gene Ontology annotation, molecular function: signaling receptor binding. NCBI's taxonomy places the organism in Eukaryota, Metazoa, Chordata, Actinopteri, Beloniformes, Belonidae. Bases 1 to 429 code for a protein of 142 amino acids. The transcript has 4 exons. Gene Ontology annotation, biological process: hormone-mediated signaling pathway. The record is from RefSeq and is a predicted model, not a curated record.